Molecule: messenger RNA, 1887 nt
Organism: Suillus clintonianus
Lineage: Eukaryota; Fungi; Basidiomycota; Agaricomycetes; Boletales; Suillaceae
Product: Mechanosensitive ion channel-domain-containing protein
Exons: 9
Coding region: 1-1887 (628 amino acids)
Biological process (GO): intracellular calcium ion homeostasis; calcium ion transmembrane transport
Cellular component (GO): membrane
Molecular function (GO): calcium ion binding; calcium channel activity
Source: RefSeq, a predicted model, not a curated record
AUGCCUGGACGUCGCUCUCCUGAAGAUGACAUCACCCUCCUCGAUACUUCCAAGUCCAAGGAGUAUGACUACGCCCGGGAUGAAAAGGGGGAUCAGUCCGAGACACUGGACCAAACCCAUAUAGAAGAAGAUGGCGAUUCCGAUACGACCUCGACGAACUCUUCGGAUGAAUUUGACUGGGACGAAGAAGAAGUCGCUAGUCCACCGGAGAAUUCGGGAACUGGCAAAAGGGCGAGGAGAGGCAGAGCCCUUUGGCUUGGCUUCAUGAAGCUCGCAAGGCCAGUCAGGACACUAUUAAUCGGCAUUCUUGGUGCUGCAUUCUUCAUAAUUCCGUUGCUGGUAGUGGAGUUGAGGUUCAAGGACAAGCAAAGUGUCCGGCUGCAAGUCCGUGUUUGGUCCCUUUGGUUGUCGGUCAUAUGGGCAGCCUCCUGCGCAACAUACUUGGUUGUGGAUGCCAUCCCGCGUACUGUGAUCUACGUUAUUUUCUUAUUUGGUGGCCAAGUAGAGCGUUUGAAAACGCAGAUCGAAUUGACACUUGCUGUCUCGGCAUGGCUAAAGCUCGCACUUGAUAUUUCGUGGGCCUGGAUAGCGCUAUCUGCAAUCACGGCCUUCUACCAACCUCCUGGCGCGUACUGGGUGAUCAUCAACCGUGUGAUGCAGGCUCUCUUCUCUGCAGGUAUCAUCCUGUUUGUAGAAAAAUUGUUCCUAAGAUUUGUCGCCAUCAACUUCCACGAAGAUGCACUCGCGGAUCGUCUCGCGGAGAACCGGAUGGGACUGAGAGCACUGGACCACCUAUCAAAUGCGCAGCCCGCUCCAGUCAAGAAAAGUACAUACGUCAAGAAAGGGCACAAAAAUGCAUUGAGCUCCUUUGGGAACGCAUUCGACCUUUCUUCCCCGUUUCACGGCAAGGCACAUCAUCGAUCGGAUAAAAAGCGCCAUACGAGUCGCGCUCAGACGAAAAGACGACGCAAGAGGUACAUGGCAACUGUCGUUGUUGACCAGCUGACUGGCGCUAUUGGGCAAGUUGCGCUUAAGAAUUCCAAUUUCAACCGGGGUGGCGAUUUUCAUGCCCUGGAUUCUGCGCGGAAGCUCGCAAGGAAACUCUUUGAUGCUCUCAGUGUAACCAGCCCUGGACGCUCUCAUCUUGUCGUCGAAGAUUUCUACCCUUAUUUCCGUUCGACUGCUGAAGCGCAUGCAGCUUUUGCUAUUUUUGACAAAGACGGCAAUGGUGACAUUAGCAAGCGAGAAAUGCGGGAAGCCGUACAGAGGAUUUAUCGAGAGCGUAAGGCCCUGACUGCCAGCCUGAAAGACGUUGGUUCAGCCGUGGCGAAGCUGGAUGCUGUCCUUGUCUCCAUUGCAUUGCUCGGUAUUCUCUUCACAUGUCUCCUCAUUUUCAAUAGGACCAACACGCUAGCCUCACUUGUUCCUCUUGCGACAAUUAUCCUCGGAUUCUCGUUUAUCUUCGGACACUCUGCACAGACAUUGUUUGAGUCAAUGAUUUUUAUAUUUUCUACUCAUGUCUUUGAUGUCGGCGAUUUGGUCAUGAUUGACGACCAGUACCUGAUUGUCAAAGAAUUUGGUCUAUUUUCUACCACUUUCCGUCGGGUUGACGGCCAAGAAAUCAUCGCACCUAACUCCCUGCUAUCUAGCACGAAGCUCGUCCAUAAUUUGCGGCGGUCAAACAGCAUGUGGGAGAGCACGACGCUGAUGAUAGCGUACAACACACCUCUCGAGCUUGUCGAGCAGCUCAAGGCACGCAUUCAAGCCUACAUCGCAGCAAAUAACAGGGAAUGGAGUGGGUCUUCAGUGAAUAUCGACAAAAUGGAGUUCCAGAAUGCGAUCCAUCUGACGGUAGCUGUUGAACGUAAGUCUCUGUAUCUACCAUGA